UGCGCAGUCGCCCGGCCGUCCCGCUGAUGUUUUGAUGUGUGUCUCUCCCAGCUGCUUGUCCGCGCUUUCGGGCACUCCCAGCUUUCUCUCCCUGUGAGCCGGGCACUGCGAUCUGAAACCCCGGACACCAUGGCUGAACAGGGCCCGGGAUCCGCCCCGCCUCCCCAGCACGACGUGGGAGAGCUACAGAGGCGCCUGGCGGAGCUUGAACAGGAGCUGAAGCUCAAACAGCAGCUGGAGAUGGAGUUCAAUCAGAAGAGAGCCAAGUUCAAGGAGCUCUACCUGUCCAAGGAAGAGGAGCUGAAGAGGCAGGGGGCUUCCCUGGAGACAUCCCAGGUGGAGCUGAGCCGGCUGCAAGCUAAACUAGCAGAUGCCCAGGCAGAGAUGGAGAAUAUUAAGGCCGUCGCCACUGUGUCUGAGAGCACGAAACAGGAGGCCAUUGACCAGGUGAAGAGGCAGUGGCAGGAGGAGGUGGCCUCACUUCAGGCCAUUAUGAAAGAGACAGUGCGGGACUACGAGCAGCAGUUCCGCCAGCGGCUGGAGCAGGAGCGGGCGCAGUGGGCGCAGUACCGCGAGGCCGCCGAGCGGGAGAUGGCCGAGCUGCGCCGCCGGCUGUCGGAGGGGCAGCAGGAGGAGAACCUGGAGAACGAGAUGAAGAAGGCCCAGGAGGAUGCAGAGAAGCUUCGGUCCGUGGUCAUGCCGAUGGAACGGGAGAUCGCCGCCCUCAAGGCGAAGCUGACUGUGGCAGAAAACAGAGUGAAGGAGCUGGAGGCGUCGAAGGUGAUGGAGAUGAAUCACGUCCUGGAAGCGGAGAAGUCCUGUCGCACAGAUUUGGAGAUGUAUGUGGCAGUCCUGAACACCCAGAAGUCUGUUCUGCAAGAAGAUGCAGAGAAGCUACGCAAAGAACUACACGAAGUUUGUCACUUACUAGAGCUGGAGAGGCAACAGCACAACCAGCUCAAGCACACCUGGCAGCGCGCUAAUGACCAGUUCCUGGAGUCCCAGCGGCUGCUGAUGAGGGACAUGCAGCGCAUCGAAAGCGUCUUGUCCUCUGAGCAGCUGCGCCAGGUGGAGGAGAUGAAGAAGAGAGACCAGGAGGAGGAUGAGCAGCAGAUGAGAGCCAAGGGUCUGAAAGACGAAGCAGGGAUAGAACAGGCAGAACCAGCUGAAGACUCUCUCGUUACUCUACCUAAUGACGAGUCCAACAUCAACCACAGCAUCCACAGCUCCCUGCAUUCCUUAGACAUGGAGCCCAUGACCGCUCUGGAUGGCUCCGAUCUCUUCAAGGAGGGCCUGCGAAGAGCACAGUCCACGGACAGCCUGGGGUCCUCCGGUGGGUCCCUCCAGUCGCGUGGCCUGGGCUGCAACCACAAGGCCAAGUCCGCCAGCAACCUGGACGAGUCUGACUUUGGGCCCCUGGUGGGGGCGGACUGUGGGGGCUCGGAGAACCUUGAUACGUCCUCCCUGAGCUCCUUUCAGCUCUCCACGGGGGCAUUCCUGCUCACCAAGGACCAGGAAAAGGCCAUCAAGGCCAUGACCCCCGAGCAGGAGGAGACCGCCUCCCUGCUCUCCAGUAUCUCUCAGGCUCCCGACACCGCCUACCUUCCCGCUUCUGGCUACAGGCUGGUCAGCGAGAGCGAGUGGAACCUGCUGCAGCAAGAGGUGAAAAAUGCUGGCAGGAAGUUGGGCCGCCGCUGUGAUAUGUGUUCUAACUAUGAAAAGCAGCUGCAGGUCAUUCAAGGUCAAGAGGCAGAGACACGUGACCAGGUGAAGAAGUUACAGGUGAUGCUUCGACAGGCCAAUGACCAACUGGAGAAAACCAUGAGUGAGAAGCAGGAACUGGAGGAAUCUGUGAAACAGAGCAGCGAGGAGACCAGUGCCAAGGUCUCCACACUAAUGCAGAAGGUCCAGGAGUCCGAGGCAGUUCUCAGCCAUCUGAAGCAGGCUUUGGUACAAGCCAAGAGAAGCACGCAGGACCAAAUGGCUGUCCUGACACAGUCCCGGGAGCAGGUGGCAGAGGAGCUCAGUCGACUGCAGAGAGACAACGAGAGCUUGCAGGGGAAGCACCGGCUACACUUGAGUCUUCAGCAGCAAGAGGACUUCAGAAUGCCCUCGUCAGUGCAGGACCUGCAGGCUCUGGUGUUGCAGUACAGGGAGGACAUUGUGGCAGCGCGCACAGCAGCUGAUCACUUGGAGGAGAAGUUGAAGGCGGAAAUUCUCUUCCUGAAGGAGCAAAUCCAGGCAGAGCAGUGCCUCAAAGAAAACAUGGAGGAGACUCUGCAGCUAGAAAUCGAGGGCUGCAAGGAAGAGAUUGACAUCUUGGAAGCCUCCUUCUCCAGCUUGAAAACGGAGCUGGAACGAGUGAAAACAGAAAAGGGGCAGCUGGAGAGCAGCCUGUCAGAGAAGACACAGCAACUGGAAAAACUUCAGGGACUCAGGAGCAAAUUGGAAGAGCAGCUGAAGGAAGCCAACAGCACAAAGGCAGCCCUGGAGAGCCAGGUGCUUGAUGAGAAGGAUAAAGCCCAGAGGCUGCAAACAGAACUGGAUGUCAGUGAACAGGUCCAGAGAGACUUUGUCAAGCUUUCACAGACUCUACAGGUCCAGUUGGAGCGUAUCCGCCAGGCAGACUGCUUGGAGCGAGUCCGUGCCAUCCUAAACGAUACCAACCUGACGGACAUCAGCCAGCUUCCUGAGACAUGAUGCUGCCCUCGGCCUCCUCCAGACCGAUGCCCGCCUGCCCCAGUAUUGUACCCUUUCUCUCCUUUUAGAGGAACCGGGGGGGCAGAGCUGACACUUGUGGGCCUGGUGGAAAGAGAUUUUUAAAAUAACAAUAUUAAACAAAGUUAAAACAAAAGGAAAAAAACAAAUGCAACACAACUGUCCCUGUCCCGGAAUAAAGGAGAAAUGCAGGCUGGUGGUGCGGAGAACACUAAUGAGACACAAUGUUUGAAUAAGAAAUAAGGUAGGACAGGCGCAGUUGGAACCUGCCUGUGUGUCUGUGAGAAGUGGCGGUGGGCUGCUCUGGUGAGAGUUUCCUCUGCUGUGUUGUUUUUAGCACAGGAGCUCUGUAAUUCUUCUGUCUUUUGUGCAAGCAAGAGUUCCAUGGACUGGCACAUCUCUCUCAAUCUUAGUUCUUUUGCUGUCUGGCUCCUGCUGAAAGAGGACAACACGAGACGAAACUGACCAGCUAAUGAAGGAGUCCCAAACGGAACACUUGUAAAAAAAAAAAAUCUAUAUGCUAUAUUGUUUUGAUGAAGUAAUAACUUUGCUCUACAAACAAAACGUAACUGAACUCUCUCAUGUCCCAUAAUGUCCAUUUGUGAUUUAAGAAGGUUUCUAUUAUGCAUUUUUUGUCUUAAACGUCCAUUUCAGAAAUGACCGGUCGUACAAAGUCGCAUUUGCAUUACAACUCAAUUGCCAGGGAGAAAAUAUGUCUGGUUUGGUUUUGUAUACCUCUCCCUUAUAGUUGUCUCUGUGUCCACAUUAAGACUAACAUUAAUAAACGGCCUUCCUAGAGUAUUAGGGUUAUGGUAUCAGCACAGAUAUUAAGAAGGUUUACCCUUCAUUGUGCUCUUGUCUCUACUAAAUACUGACAGGCAUAUAAUGUUGUGUGCAUAAAUAGUCCUAAUGUGGAAUAUUUCAGAUGUUCAUUCCAAUUUGGUGCACUUCUCAAGUGGUUUAAUUAUGUGGGAAAUCUGGAUGGUCCACUUUGAGACUACUAUCAGUUUUAAAUUUGAACAUAAUCUGGUGAAGCAGGCUUUGGAAGCACAGUCCUUGCAUUUCACACAAGUAGUAUGUACAUCUGUUUGUUUCUGAUAUGCUAACAGACAUAUUAGGACAAAAAGUGGGAACUGGAGCUCGAGUUAGCAAGAGGCCAGGGCACACUGGAUCAUGUCCAGACUGUCAGAUCUGUGCUCAUGGAGGAGACAUUCUGACAAGUAGAUAUUGGAGCUUGAAUUCUGCAUCGUUAACAUUGCUAUACAGCAGGUCCUCUGUAAGGAAACUGGUGAUAGAAUGUACAUGUUCUUGAAAUGUCUUGCAAUAGAUUGUCAAGCCUGACAAGCACUUAAAGAGCAAAGAACUCCUGAAAAUUUGUAUUUACCUUACCAACUUUUUGUGUCGUUGCCGAUGUAUUAUUUUCAUCAUCAAGCAGUUUCCUGGUUUAGAUGUUUCAUACAGUUUUGCAACAGUUGUGGAUACAGACCCUAAAUUAGAUGAUUAAAUUAGUGGGGCAGUGCAACUCUGGACUUCAGUGACUGGGAUCCUGCAGGUUUUACAGUUCUUUGGAAAUCAGGAGCUUUUUUUUUAAAGAAGUCCUAUCUGUAUUUUCUUGUUUUUCAGAGAUGAACAUCUCCCACCUUAUCUAGCAAACUAUAUACCUCCUGAAAAUACUUUUCAAAGCUCAGAUGAAUUAACAUGGAUCAUAUCAUAGACCUAACAUUAUUCAAAUGGCAGGCAUUGUUCAACACUAAUCUCCUUUUCCUCAAUAUUUUCUGCACAACAUGUACAAUGAAAAACAGGACAAUUCAGAUAAAAGACUGUUUUAUACUGGGGUGUUUGGGUUAAACAUUCAGAUGUAUUUGUGCCCCACUUGGCUAAAUAUACCAGAUUUUCAACCAUAAAUGUCACAAGCAGUAGAGAUGGGACUCUGGUUAAUAAUUAGCAGAGAGUACAUUUUGCUGGGAAAUCAAGUCUUAGUCUUCAGAAGUAAAGUUUUGGCAUUCUAAAAAAUGUUUCAAGUAAAAAUGCUGUGGUGCUGAGGUAAUUGUCUGGCCUGGUUUGUGCUCAUAAUAUUGGAUUGUGAUCUUUAAGGCAUUUAACAAGGAUGUUUAUUUUCUACAGUAGCAAGAAGAAGCAAAAAAAUAAGGUAUUUUAUGUUUUUUUCCUAAAAAAUCAUCCUGAUGAAAAACAAGAAUCAUCUGAAAAGUGUGUAUUGUCUGAUUUGUUUCCUGGGUUAUUCUAUGACGCUGUUCCUACUAAGUUUGCACAUUUAGAGAAGAAAAUGUCUCAUUGAACGAGCCCAAGCCAAAUGAAAAGCAUGUGUUUAAUUAGGGAAAUUAAAUCUGUCGCUCUGCACUGGUUAAUUAAUCUGUUUGGUUUUGACCAGCUAUUUUUGAAAGGUAGAUGUCAUAGAAUAAUUACCGUAGGUGACAAAGCAGUCAAAACAGAAGCUUUAAUUCACAUAUUACAUGCAAUAAGAGAUACAACAAGUAAAACACUAAAGUUUUGUUUAAAUGCUAAAAAAAUACAGCUCUAAUUAUGUUAUUAUAAAAACUUAGAUGCAUAUUUUGAGGGAAAUAAUGAAUUUUUGUUUCCAGGGCUUUUUUUCUUGCUGAACUGUGGCUGUGUUUUACAGCCGAUACAGACCUUCAGCACCUGAAUUCUCCCAUGGCCAAAACUUCCUCCUCCUUAAAAAUAUUCUCAGAUGCUAGUGUACAUAAUAUCUCUUCAAGGCUGCAGACAAUGUGUGUUGUGCCAAAGAAAGUGCGAAAAUGCAUGUUUCAUUACUGUGGGGUUUGGAUGGGCCAUUUAUGCACUAAACCUUUUUAUGAGGAUUGUAUUACCACGCCAGAUUGAGUAUUGAUGUUUACUCUCAGUAUUGAGAUUAAUCAAAAGUGCGACGCAUGGCUGACUGUCCAAUGUGCUGGGAAAUCCCCAUGGCAGUCUGCAGUUAAAGGAGUGACUACGGUUCUGGAAAAUGGGGAGGGAUAAAAAUCAAGCAGUGGCUUUGGACCUGUGGGUAAGGUGCUAGCCAGGGCAGCACCUGCAUCAUGUAAUGGAUCUGCAGGAGGAAAAUUCAAGGGAAGAACAUGGUGAAGUUAGGCAGCAGUAGCUGCUAGCCUCUAGCCAUUGCCCACAGGACUCAAAGGGGGUCACGCAGGUCAGAACAGAAGAACCAGAUGGCUUAAUGGCCAUCUCGUGUUUGCACCUUGCGAACAAUGGUUGUCCUGUCACAGACAGUGACUUAAACAAGCGCACUGGCAGUUGAAGCCAAGACUUUAAUCUAAAUGGCUUGAGUUGAUGGAGGUGGACUCCAUCAUUUUGCAGGGUGUGUGUGUGUAAAUAAGGCAAACUAGUGUUCAGAGAGCUGGUGUUCAACUGAUAGCAGUAUAGAAAAGCUGUUCACUCUACAAAAUAUAGCUUACAGAGCAGAGCCUUUUCUUGUAGAAUUACCACAAGUACAGCAGAUUCACUUUGCAGUUUUAAGUCCUUCAUACUUGGAAUGCAAAAUAUUGUUCCUAGAUUUAAUAAUAUUGUGCUCUACAUUAGUCCUUUUCCACCUAACACUCCAUUUUAUAGUCCACUUCUGUGGUGAUUUGAUUUAUGUCUUCAGCUUCCGAGUAAAAUUAAUGAAAAUGAGGUAAUACUAACAGCUGAUUCAUUUGCAGAGAUGGAUCAAAUAAAAGCACUUGAUUGUAACAUCGCAACUAGCUUACAAAUAUUUAUAUAUAGAAUAAAAAUCUUUCAUUUAGUGAGAAGCAGAGUGUAAUUAUGAAAAACCCCUGAGAAAUGAGUCUUAACAUGCAAAGCAGCUUUUCUUUGCAUCAGUAAACUUCAAAAAUAACAUAAUUUCCUCUUGACAACAAACGUCGGCACCCAGUUAGAAGUCUUUUCUUUUCUUCUCUGCAAGUUCAAUCUAAAACCAGCCAAAUAUAUACAUUUCACCCUUUGAUUGUUUUUUUUUUGUGGAAAUAUUUUGUGGAGUAUUUUAAGGCAAAAUAUACAUACUGAUUUCGGUGAUUCUCAGCCCUGGUCCUGGAGCACCAAUGUUGUUGAACUGUUGAACCAACUGAACUCAAGUAGACCAAUUGACCUGCAGUUGCUUAUUAAGAAGUUGGAUAGGGUUAGGAAUUACCAUCAACCCUGAACCAGUUUGUGGGUUUCACUGCAACCCUCAUUCAGGUUUGUGGAAUUGGGGAAUUGGACCUCUGCAGAGCACACUUGUUUUGUUUUUUUCACUAACUGGACUCCUAUUAAGAGCUUUUUAAACCGAAAGAAGAAACACUUAAUAGUGAAAUUGAAAGAGAUGAGAGAGUCUUGUUUGCUUCAUUUGUUCGUAAACAAAACUCCUGCAACAGGGUAUUUUUCUAAAACCAAAGAAUGGGUGAAGAAACAGAUUCCAAGAGUAGAAGCGAGAUUCUCAAUUACAAUCAGUUACAAUUGAAAUCAAUUAUAGUGGUCUGUUAUCUCAGGCAAAACCUAGAAGAUACGGGAGUCAGCAGCGACCAGUUGAGAGCACCUGUUUCUCUCUGAACUGGUAUCGCAUACGAAGAAUGAGAAUACUCUUAAUGUGUGACUUAUUAUGAAUCAGCACUAUAUCUUUUUUUUCUUAAUGCUUCACUGAUCACUGAUGCUUCAAAAACAUAUGUUUAUGUUGAGACCAGGAUGGUACAGCCAAAUAUAAAAUAUUUGUUCAGUUGUCUGUCUGAGAUCUCGAGUGAACAAGACAAGGUCAUCUGAACUUGGUUUAGAGCCCCCUCUGUAAUACAUGUACCUCUCAGGUAGUCUAGGCACCUUUUAGUGAUAGAAAACAGUUCAUUUUCACAUCUCCAUUACAUCACGAUGUAAAUCAUGCUGCAGAGGCGUGGUACGAUCGGAUUAGAAAAUAGCCCUUCACCUCACAACAAGGCCUAAUCUGAAAUACUAACUGGUGGUCAUUCAUGUGUGGUUUAAGGAUCAUUUUAGUUGAAGUGUUUGUAUUUCUUGUCAUUACAUUCUGAAGCUGAAUAUCAUAAAAACAAUAUUAAUGCGAACGCUUUAUUCCUUGUUUUCAAGAUUCUGGCAGGCACUGAGGGAUUGUGAUAUUAAUUGCAUAUAUUGUUCUGAUCCUUAUUACAAAGAUGAGUCUUUAAAAAAGCACAUUUAAUAGGCAAAUUGUCAGUGGGGGGGGGAUGCAUUCCAGUGAGACAAAACUGCUCCUAGAUGUUCUUCUUGUGCUUCAUUGUAGCCUCUGUUUAUUGUUUAACUGUUUUUACCCCUGCAGUUUCAAACCAGGGUUCAGCUCUCCAGCUGUGUUCCUAUGCUUUGGGUGAUCACUGUUUCAGAUUUAGUAACAUUGCAUUCACUCUGAACACUGUUACUAAUUCUAGGAAGGUUGUUUUUCAAUGACACAUUAAAGAAUGAAGAUUUUACUGUUAAUCUUUGUCAUAUUAAAAACCUCCUUUCUUAAGACAAUUACCUUUGACAUUUUGCAUCCCUUUUUGAGUGUCAGUACUAGAUUUUUAUGCUAUUUUUCAAGAAAGAAUGCCAAUUCCAAAUCAAAAUUGUAGAUGUGCUUUGCCUUUUCCUGUUUCUUGCUUUGUAUGCACUUGGAAACCUGUUGUACAGGGAAGAAUUUACUAUCGUGCUACUUUAUCUGACAGUUUGAGGAGAAAAGCAGGUUACAUCCUUUUUCUUUCCGAGAGAGUGUUGAUGAGAACGUUGUGAUUUAAAUGUAUGCUCUUAUGGGAAUCAACAGCACAACACUAAUGUUUUGGUAACGAAAAAAUGUACACUAAGUCACUGGAUUAGAGGCUAAAGUUUUCUCCCAGUUAUUCAGAAAAUCCUCUGGGAAGCUUAGCUUCAAACAAAUCAAACCAUGUCUGUUAUCCAAGUGCUAUCUGCAUGCUAACUCUUUCUACAGCAGGAGCCAUUUGCAAGCGUAUAUACUGUGUACAUAUGUGUGUAUAUAGCUAAUAAACCAGAUUGUAAUUUAUCAGUGUAUUGAAUGCAUUUAAGGGUAUUUAAAAACUUUUUAAUAUUUUAAACCACUGAAAAAACUUUAACCUGUGCUAUAUUUAAAUAAUGACUUGGCUGAAAUAAGGAUCAUGGUAAUAGGGUAGUGUACCUGCAUUUGAUAGGAUUCAUCUUGACUAAAGCAGAUGAAUAAGUGUAUACCAGCAGCUUGGGCAUCAUCCACAGCGCUGAAAGGUUUCAGGAUUCAUUUAUUUGUCAUGGUUCACUAGAACAUGAAGGCACACAGUGUAAAGUAGUCUAAAUUGGAUUGUUACUUCAAAAUGCCUUUGCCUAUGAUAACAUUGUUAAAUAAUGGUAUUAAGAUUCAGGUGAACCUGUUUGGGUGGGGGUGAUGUUUAAUAAAAGCAUCAUUUAAGGCA
Lepisosteus oculatus (spotted gar) is the source of this 9095-nucleotide messenger RNA. RefSeq names its product rabaptin, RAB GTPase binding effector protein 1 (gene rabep1). The record is from RefSeq and is a predicted model, not a curated record. Gene Ontology annotation, molecular function: growth factor activity; GTPase activator activity. Gene Ontology annotation, biological process: endocytosis. Lineage: Eukaryota; Metazoa; Chordata; Actinopteri; Semionotiformes; Lepisosteidae. Gene Ontology annotation, cellular component: intracellular membrane-bounded organelle.